This is a messenger RNA of Armigeres subalbatus, 519 nucleotides long. Its product is annotated as cytochrome c oxidase subunit 5B, mitochondrial-like. The transcript has a single exon. Gene Ontology annotation, biological process: mitochondrial electron transport, cytochrome c to oxygen. NCBI's taxonomy places the organism in Eukaryota, Metazoa, Arthropoda, Insecta, Diptera, Culicidae. Bases 154 to 519 code for a protein of 121 amino acids. Gene Ontology annotation, cellular component: mitochondrial envelope. The record is from RefSeq and is a predicted model, not a curated record.
UUAGUUUUCAACAUAAUCCGUUUCGAGAUCGGGGUAUCAACAACAGAAAAAAGUUCUGCGUCUUUCUGUUUGACGGCUACCAGAGACGGUUAUACUUUUUCGAAGCCUCGCUACCUCCGAAGCUCCGGACUUCCAGUCAUAAAAAUCAUCACAAUGGCGUCUCUAUGUGGAAGAAAAGUGCUGAACGCUGCCCGGCGGAAUAUUACCUGCACUCCGGUGCGAUUCUGCAAUGCUCCGAUCGAGCACGCUACCGGUCUUGAAAAGCGCGAACUUCUGGCCAGACAGGCCGGGAAUAAUGACCCAUUCGAUAUGCGCGUGUUUAAGUGUGGCCCGGGAACCAAGGAGGGCCCCAACAUGAUUCCUUCGGUUUUCGAGUCCCGUCUAUCCCGACAGUAUGGAAGUGUCUGUGAGAAGAAUCAGACCUACAUUCAAGGAUGUGGCUGCACUAAGCGUUGCGAUUGUGGACACUGGUUCAAGCUGAUUGAAAAGGCUCCGUCUAAGCGUUUUGUCGAGAUGUAG